Messenger RNA from Amorphotheca resinae ATCC 22711, 2014 nucleotides. RefSeq lists its product as hypothetical. The transcript has 3 exons. The coding region runs from base 408 to 1970 and encodes 520 amino acids. The record is from RefSeq and is a predicted model, not a curated record. Gene Ontology annotation, molecular function: heme binding; oxidoreductase activity, acting on paired donors, with incorporation or reduction of molecular oxygen; iron ion binding. Lineage: Eukaryota; Fungi; Ascomycota; Leotiomycetes; Helotiales; Amorphothecaceae.
UGCUAUUCGGCCGUGAUCACCUUGUUUCCCCUCAUUCGGUGGGACCGAUGAAGAGCCUGAUUUCUGAAGGGGUCCAGAGGUCCCUGUGCAUGCAGGAUACGAUGAGAGCUGAAAGAGAGACCGCCAGGCAGAGAGGAAGCCAGGAUCAUACUGAUGAUCCAGACAGGAUGCCGCCGGUAGUGGUGGAGUCUAACCCUUCUGGUCGAGUAAGAGACUCGUUGUUCUCCGCCGGUGACAAACAAGAGACACGCAAAUUGCUUGGCCAGGAAUGAGGGAGGCAUUCGAAUGUACUUCAGACAGAUGCUAACGGACCCUUCAUCUUGGUGACUGCGCUGGACUUAUCUCUGUUCAUGGCCAGAAAUUCAUCUGUCUGCCCAUUCAUUAUAUCUCACUAUAUGCCGGCAAGCAUGGCAAUUGAAGCACUGUUAUCACCUGCUAUUGCAGGUGUUGGAGCAGCACUGAGCAUCAUUCUCUACUUCGUUAUCUCGCCUCUGCUUUCACCUCUCUCCAAAGUCCCCGCCGCCCACUGGUCGUCAGGGUACUCUCCCAUCUGGAUCCUGUGGACUCGGUGGCGCGGUAAAGAACUGAGUGCUGUAUAUGAAGCUCACCAGCGUCUCGGCCCGCUGGUCAGGUUGGGUCCCAAAGACCUCAGUGUGGCCUGCUACGACGAAGGUAUCCGUAAGAUCUAUGGAGGCGGCUUCGACAAACCCGGGUACUACGAUUUCUUCAGAUACUAUGGGAAGACGAAUUCGUUCAGCAGUCUAAGCAAGCAUGACCACACGUACCACCGAAAGCGACUCUCCGGCGUCUAUACGAAAUCUGCACUUUUCGAAUCUGCAGAGCUUACGAUCAUGACUCGAAAGACGCUGUACGGUGUAUUCGUCCCGCACCUCCUGGCAAAGUCAAAGGAACCACAGCCGACGGACUUACUCGAGCUGAGCUAUUCCCUCAGCCUCGAUCUUGUUACUCGAUUUAUCUUCGGCUAUGCAAGUGGCUCCAAGUUCCUGGAGAGUCCGGAAGGUGAAACCCGCGAGUGGCUCGAGCACUACGAGAAGAGAUAUUGCUCAGAGUCGUUCUGGAGCCAGGAAUUGCCAAAUACGACCAAAUGCCUUAACAUGCUUGGCAUCGACCUAAUGCCCAAGGGCCACGCAGAAUCGACGCAGUGGUUGGAACAUUGGAUGAUGGAAAUGUGUGAUCAGGCUGACGUGGUUUUGGACAGCGCUCCCAGGAAUCCAGAAGAUACGCCGCUUGUCUACCGUCAGGUCAAAGCAGCGCAAGCCAAGCUGACAUCAGAAACCAGUGCGCAGCAGGAUCGUCUAGCAGUGGCGAGUGAGCUCUUCGACCAUAUGUCCGGCGCACGAGAGGUGCUGGGUCUUGUCCUUGCAUAUACGAUCUACUAUAUCUCCAAACAUCCACAUGCGCAAGAUCGGAUCCGGGCAGAGCUCGUCUCGGCGGGGAUUUCCAUGAGAGUGCCAUCUGGCGGCGAGGAUGCAGAGCAAGCACCAAUGCCGUCACCUUCCUCGUUGGACAAGCUUCCGUAUCUCUCGGCAGUGCUCAAGGAGUCCUUGCGGAUGCGCCCAAAUAGCACACCAUUGCCACGAGUGACGCCACACGACCGUUCUGUGUCGCUUGCAGGAUAUCACGAUAUUCCCCCAGCAACACGCGUAAACGCUUUUCAAUGGCUUGUACACCGCGAUCCAUCCAAGUGGCAGGCAGUGGACGAAUGGAGACCGGAGAGGUGGCUAGAUGAGAGCAAGCGUGAGAAGGGGGGUAACGAAAGCCGCCUCUGGGCUUUUGGAAGCGGACCGAGGAUGUGCAUCGGCGAGCAUUUCACUCAGUAUGUCAUGCGCUACAUCCUAGUCGUCAUCUUCACCAACUUCAGAUCGACAGUCGUUGAUCAGGCUUCUUUCGGUCAGCAUCCAGCUGGUUCGCUCGAAGACAAACUCUGGGCGCGCUUUGCGCCUUUGUGAUGCACUCAGACCUAGUAAAAGCCAAUCAUCCAAUUCAACCUGGU